AUGGAGAAGGAUGAUGGCGGUGCGUCAUCUUGCGGAGUGUCACAUUGGAUGGAUUGGCAAUGGGUGCCGAUCGAGGUCGUCAAUGAGGUUGCUCGGGUUGCUCCUCCGGUGGGCCAUCUUCCUGAUUUAAUGGUAUGGAGACCGUCACAGUCGGGACGGUUUACAUUACAGUCUGCGUUUCAGCUGGUGCGCCGGCGUGCCAAUAGCUCCUUCAUGUCUCGAAGAACGUGGCACCCGGUGUUACCCUUGAAAAUCUCAUUCUUCUUAUUACGAAUAUUACGUGGUCGCUUACCGGUGGAUUGCUGCUUAUGGAGAUUUGGGGUUCAGGGGCCGUCCAAGUGUGGGUGCUGCCCAUCCCCAAAUAUGGAGACGAUAGAGCAUGUCUUUGCUGAGGGUGACAUGGCAUCACGGGUUUGGCAUUUCUUCGGGGAUCCAGUGGCCUGGUGGUAUGGGAAGAGGAGCAAUCGGUAUUUGGCCUUUAUUCAUCACAUUCUUCCGCUUCUGAUUUGCUGGCACCUGUGGAAACUCAGAAACUCCAUGAGAUAUGAGGGGAUCCAAGUAGGGUUUGACAGGUUGUGCAACUUGGUCAUGUCCGAUCUCCUGGAGCUGUUUGCAUUAUACUUCCGGCAACGUAGUUCCUUUCCAGCGGCUUGGGUGCACUUUUAUGUAGAAAUUUCCCGGUGGGCUCCACGGGUGUCCUAUACGCUAGUGAGUGGGUCUCGGCCUUCAGAUGAUGUGCUCAAAUUCAAUACUGAUGGGUGUUCCAAGGGUAACUCCGUAUUAGUGGGGGAGGAGGGAUUCUUCGGGAUGGCGGUGGCAGGUUGCUCUUGGCGUUUUCCUGCUAUCUUCGCCAAGCUUCUAGUCUACAAGCCGAAAUUGGACAUCGAGGUUGAUUCUCUCAUUUUAGUCCAUAUUCUACUUGGUAAGACUGGUUGUCCUUGGAGUGUUUAUCAAGAGAUACAGCAGUUGUUUGCGUUGAAGGAUCACAUUUUACGGGUUAGCCAUUGUCUCCGCCAGGCAAACCAAGUUGCAGAUGUUUUGUCAAAGGUUGGGUGUGCUCAGGAGGGAGAGGAGAUUUACACUUCCACAUCAACAUUACCUCCGGCGGCUAGAGGAGCCAUGUGCUUAGAUAGGAUAGGGUUUCCAUCUGUUAGGAGGAUUGUCCAUGGCCAGGUAGGGGAGUAG
Coffea arabica (coffee) is the source of this 1185-nucleotide messenger RNA. NCBI's taxonomy places the organism in Eukaryota, Viridiplantae, Streptophyta, Magnoliopsida, Gentianales, Rubiaceae. The record is from RefSeq and is a predicted model, not a curated record.